AUGCGGAAGAGGUCGCCAAAAAGAAAAAGAAAAAGGGAAGUGCCCGAGUUCGCCGAAGCCCCCUGGCCGACGAUCAUUGGACAGGGCCUCAUGUGGGUGCAUGAUGCUCGAUGCUGUGACAUCCCGCGCAAAUCCAUUGGAUGCCGGACCCGGCAAUCACGAUAUGGAGAUCGACGCAGGCUGCAUCUGGCCGAGCUCUAG
This is a messenger RNA of Podospora pseudocomata, 201 nucleotides long. RefSeq lists its product as uncharacterized. The coding region runs from base 1 to 201 and encodes 66 amino acids. The record is from RefSeq and is a predicted model, not a curated record. Lineage: Eukaryota; Fungi; Ascomycota; Sordariomycetes; Sordariales; Podosporaceae. The transcript has 2 exons.